ACUCCUCACCGCAUCUCAUGCUUUAACUUCAAUUCCCAUAACACCAUGUUUUCAACCGGAUGUAAUUCAUCUAUAGCCUGGAAGCAAAAUCACGCUACAGCGUUGCUGUUUUGAAUGAUUGGAGUGUUGAUCUCAAUGCUUUGGCAGAAGUUUUCAGAAUGAACCCAUUGACCAAAGUGAAGCUGAUAAAUGAAUUGAACGAGAGGGAAGCGAGUCUUGGUGUGAAGGAAUCGGUGUCAUGGCAUACAGAGUACAAAGACAGCGCCUGGAUAUUCGUAGGUGGCUUUCCUUAUGAGCUGACAGAGGGGGAUCUGGUCUGUGUUUUCUCACAGUAUGGGGAAGUUGUCAAUAUUAACCUUGUACGUGACAAGAAGACCGGGAAGUCAAAGGGGUUUUGUUUCAUCUGUUAUGAGGACCAGAGGAGUACUAUCCUAUCUGUGGACAACUUCAAUGGCAUAAAGAUCAAAGGACGGACCAUCCGAGUGGACCAUGUAGCCAACUACCGUCCUCCCAAAGACUCGGAUGACAUUGACGAUGUCACAAAAACCUUGCGUGAGCAGGGGUGCGCCCCAAAGUUGUCUUCGUCUGAGUCAGAAGAAGAGGAUGACUAUGCUGUGCCCAUGAAGAAGCCGAAGAAAGAUAAGAAAGAGAAGAAGAAAAAGAAGAAGGAGAAAAAGGAGGAAAAGAAGAAGAAGAAGGCGGCGGCGGCGGCGACCAUCACAGAGGACCGAAGAUCCGAUGGGAGCCAGUCCUCUCUGUCCCCGUCUGUGCAUGUGAAGAAAGAGAAAACGGACGCCGGGUACGAGAAAUACAACAAGAAGGGGCCAAUGGACACUCGACCGCCCAGAGGAGAGAGAGCGGAACCAGGCACUCACAGUGCCAGAGAGAGGGAGAGGGAGAGGGAGAGGCAGGAGGAGGGAUCUUCCAGGGACUGGCACACCAAUGACCACGGCAGAGACAGAGAGAGGGAAAGGCUGAAGGAGGAAGACGGGAGAAAAGACUGGACGAGAGACGCUCGAGACGCUCGAGGCGCUCGG
This is a messenger RNA of Clupea harengus (Atlantic herring), 1037 nucleotides long. It is a transcript of the gene rbmx2, whose product is annotated as RNA binding motif protein X-linked 2. Gene Ontology annotation, molecular function: RNA binding. NCBI's taxonomy places the organism in Eukaryota, Metazoa, Chordata, Actinopteri, Clupeiformes, Clupeidae. Gene Ontology annotation, cellular component: precatalytic spliceosome; catalytic step 2 spliceosome; U2 snRNP. The record is from RefSeq and is a predicted model, not a curated record. Gene Ontology annotation, biological process: mRNA splicing, via spliceosome.